This is a messenger RNA of Colletes gigas, 1515 nucleotides long. RefSeq names its product probable cytochrome P450 304a1 (gene Cyp304a1). Bases 1 to 1515 code for a protein of 504 amino acids. The record is from RefSeq and is a predicted model, not a curated record. The transcript is spliced from 7 exons. Lineage: Eukaryota; Metazoa; Arthropoda; Insecta; Hymenoptera; Colletidae. Gene Ontology annotation, molecular function: oxidoreductase activity, acting on paired donors, with incorporation or reduction of molecular oxygen; iron ion binding; monooxygenase activity.
AUGUCGCCCUUGCUAGUGGUAAUAUUACUAGUUAUCAUAGGAUACAAGCUUUAUCAAUCCAUUGGUACUGUACCACCAAACACACCACCGUGUCUUCCGCGACUACCUGUUGUCGGAUCUUAUUGGCAUCUACUAUGGGGUAAUUACCAAUAUCCUCACGUCACCGUUCGCUAUUAUGUAGACAAGUUACACUCCAAAGUUGUGGCCUGUUAUUUUGGUCCCAUAUAUGCCGUUAUCGCGAACGAUUACCAAAAUAUCAAAGAAGUGUUCCAGAAGGAUGAUUUUGAUGGGAGACCUAGCGACCUCCACAUUGCAAAGGCAAGGGCUUUCGGAAAGAAAUUGGGAAUCUUCUUCAUCGAGGAACUGUUUUGGAAAGAACAAAGGAGGUUCGCCCUUCGACACAUGAGGGAUUUCGGAUUCGGUAGAAGGCAUGUUAAAUACGAGGAACACAUGAUGGAAGAAGUUACUUUGCUUAUCGAUAUGUUGAAAAACGGUCCAAUUAACGACGAAGAAAAGAUAUAUUUGAAAAAGGGCUACGCACUUUUCCCAGAUGUUCUGUACCCAUAUUCCGGAAACAGUAUAUGGGAUAUAAUGUUCGGUAGCAGAUUUGAUCGUACAGAACACAGUAAGCUGAGAUAUUUUUGCCAAUCUGCUAUGUUGUUCCAAAGGUCCGCCGAUACCACAGGCGGCAUAAUUUUCCAAAGGGAAAUUUACAAGCACUUUGGAAAUUUAUUCGGUUAUACGAACAUUAUGAAAGGAAACUACCGUAUGGUAGACUUCAUCAAGGAAUAUUUGGGCAAACACGAAAACUCGGAUUGUCAGGAUAACGAUAAGGGAAUGAUAGAUAGAUACAUUAGAGAAAUGAAGAAACAGAGUACAACGUCUACUUUCUCGAAAAAGCAGCUGAUUAUGACUCUAGUGGACGUGAUGUUUCCAGCAUUGUCCGCGUUGCCAAGUACUCUUCUUCACGGUAUUAAAUUAGUCAUGCAUCAUCCGGAAGUAUUGAAGAAGUUGCAGGGGGAAAUAGACUCGGUGGUUGGGACCGGAAGAUACGUUACGUGGGAAGACAGAAACAAUUUACCGUACACAGAAGCAACGAUACGCGAGGUUCUCAGGUACGAAACGUUGACACCAUUUAGCGUCCUACACAAAGCAUUAAGGGAUAGUACUCUCGGCGGCUACAGUAUCCCACAGGGCACAAUAGUUGUCGCGAAUUUGGCAGGUAUGAACACCGAUCCCGAUUUGUGGGGCGACCCGCAAAAUUUCAGACCUGAAAGAUUCCUCGACGACGACGGCAAUUUGGGCAAGGAUCUGUCGUUUCCUUUUGGCUUAGGCCAUCGCGUGUGCGCGGGGGAGACUUUUGCAAGAUUCAAUCUGUUCGGAUCGUUUGCCGCGCUGAUGCAAAACUUCAACUUUUCGUUCGUGGAAGGUCAACCGACCGAGCUGAACGAUAAACUACCCGGUUUGAUUGUAUCGCCGAAAGAAACGUGGAUUCGAGUGGAGUCGCGUUGUUAA